Messenger RNA from Anopheles coustani, 740 nucleotides. RefSeq names its product ATP synthase subunit delta, mitochondrial-like. Gene Ontology annotation, biological process: proton motive force-driven ATP synthesis. Gene Ontology annotation, molecular function: proton-transporting ATP synthase activity, rotational mechanism. NCBI's taxonomy places the organism in Eukaryota, Metazoa, Arthropoda, Insecta, Diptera, Culicidae. The record is from RefSeq and is a predicted model, not a curated record. Bases 179 to 658 code for a protein of 159 amino acids. The transcript has 4 exons.
AGCUUGACAAGCGGGGUAAACGUUCCAAGAAAUGUGGAAGAAUUCACAAUCCUAUGUGACAUCCCGUUUCCGACGUUUAGUCCAUACGCCUGGUUUGUUAUAGAUCGGUUCCCAAAAAACUAAUUUAGGCAAAUUUCUAGGCAUCGUCCUGGUUACAUAAUUAUCAUUAGCAGGGAAUAUGAUCGUUCUACGUGCUGCCCGCUCGGUCACAUUCACUAGGCCAGUUUUCCGUAUGGUCCAGUCGCGUGGAUAUGCCGACGAAAUGGCUUUCACUCUAGCUGCCGCCAACAAAGUUUUUUAUGACAGCGCAAACAUCCGGCAAGUUGAUGUACCGUCGUUUAGUGGUGCUUUCGGUAUUCUACCAAAACAUGUCCCUACUCUGGCUGUGUUGAAGCCGGGUGUUGUCACGGUGUAUGAAAAUGAUGGAGGAUUGAAAAAGAUUUUUGUAUCAAGCGGUACCGUUACUGUGAAUGAGGAUGCAUCGGUUCAAGUGCUUGCUGAGGAAGCUCACCCAGUGGAGGAUCUGGAUACCUCCGCCUGCCGGGAAAUUCUUUCGAAUGCACAGAGCCAGCUUUCGUCUGCUUCAGGUGACACUGAUCGUGCUGAAGCUGCAAUUGCCGUAGAGGUUGCGGAGGCGCUCGUGAAGGCGGCAGAAUAAUUCGUCUUAAUUUUUUGUUCUGGGAAUGAUUCAACCGAUGCUUUCAGAUUCUACAAAUAAAAGUGAUAGAUGUUAUUUGAAA